Molecule: messenger RNA, 4335 nt
Organism: Lachancea sp. 'fantastica'
Lineage: Eukaryota; Fungi; Ascomycota; Saccharomycetes; Saccharomycetales; Saccharomycetaceae
Source: the annotation of a GenBank genome assembly
AUGGUCGCUGAAGAUAUAUCGCACGAGAUACUGGAUAAUCCAGAACUGUACGGGCUUCGCAGAUCAGGAAGAGCUGCAGCCACAAGCCGUACGCACUAUUUUUCAGACGAUGAUGAUGAUGAUGAGGUUGUAACUACAAGACGUGGAAGAAAAGCCAAAACCGACAAAGAUGUAAAUGAAGAUGAGGUAUCAGAGCUUAGCAGCGAAGCUGAUGAUGAAAGCAUGACGGAUGGAGAUGAAGAGGUAGUCUUUGGACGACCAAAGGCCACAAAAAGUAGAAAAACCUUGAAAGGUGGAAGAAGCAAACCAAAAAAGUCAAACGCGACCGAUUUUGAAAUCCCCACAAGAUUCUCUUCCAGACAAAACAAAUCUGUUGAUUACAACAUUGACUAUUCCGAUGAGGAUUUACUGGAAUCAGAAGUUGAAGAAGGUGAAGAGUUAAGUGACGAAGACGACCUAGACUCUCCUAAGCAAAAUUCUGUGACACCUCAGACGGGGCGCGGUAUUGAUCUAGUUGUCACACAUAGGCCAAAAUCGGAUACUGAGGAAUACAAAGGCCCUAUCGAUUUAGCCACCUGUAAAGAGAACUACAAGUUUUUGAUCAAGUGGGUGGAUGAAUCACAUUUGCAUAAUACCUGGGAGUCUUACAAAGAUUUGGCUCACUUUCGAGGUGCGAAAAAGGUCGACAAUUACAUCAAGCAGUUUAUCAUUCUGGAUAAACAAAUUCGGGAUGAUACAUAUACCACGGCGGAGGAUAUAGAAGUCAUGGAUUUAGAGCACGAACGUCGCUUAGAUGAAUUCGAGGAAUUCAAAAUACCCGAAAGGGUUGUGGAUAGUGACCGCGUCACUCUAGAAGACGGCACAUCUCAGUUACAAUAUCUGGUUAAAUGGAGACGUUUGAACUACGAUGAAGCUACUUGGGAGAAUGCUGGUGUUGUUGUAAAGUUGGCUCCAGAGCAGGUGAAGCAUUUUCAGAGCAGAAUUAACUCUAAAAUUCUUCCACAACACUCAAGUAAUUAUGGCUCUCAAAGACCCCGCUUCGAAAAAUUGAAUGAGCAACCCUCUUUUGUAAAAGGUGGUGAGCUUCGUGAUUUCCAGCUAACUGGUAUCAACUGGAUGGCUUUUUUAUGGUCAAAAAAUGACAAUGGUAUCCUAGCCGACGAAAUGGGUCUGGGGAAAACAGUUCAAACUGUAGCAUUCAUUAGUUGGCUAAUUUAUGCGCGUAGGCAGAAUGGGCCACAUUUGGUCGUGGUUCCGCUAUCAACAAUGCCUGCUUGGCAAGAGACCUUCGAUAGGUGGGCGCCCGACCUUAACUGCAUUUAUUUUAUGGGUAAUCAAAAAUCCAGAGAUGCGAUCAGAGAGAGCGAAUUUUACACUAACCCUCAAGCAAAAGGUAAGAAGCACGUUAAGUUCAACGUUCUCUUGACAACUUAUGAGUACAUUUUGAAAGAUCGCACUGAUCUAAGCGCUAUAAAAUGGCAAUUCUUAGCAGUUGACGAAGCUCAUCGUCUAAAGAAUGCCGAAUCAUCUCUUUACGAGUCCCUUAACAGUUUCAAGGUAGCAAAUCGUCUGUUGAUCACUGGUACACCUCUUCAAAAUAAUAUCAAAGAGCUUGCAGCACUUGUGAACUUUUUAAUGCCGGGAAGGUUCACCAUUGAUCAAGAAAUUGAUUUUGAGGUACAAGAUGAAGACCAGGAGAAGUACAUUCGAGACUUGCAUAGCAGAUUGCAACCUUUCAUUUUACGUCGUUUGAAAAAGGACGUUGAGAAAUCUCUUCCUUCAAAAACUGAACGCAUAUUAAGAGUAGAGUUGUCAGAUGUUCAAACAGACUACUACAAGAACAUCCUCACUAAAAACUACAGCGCUCUUUCGGCAGGCUCGAAAGGCGUUCAUUUCUCACUUCUCAAUAUUAUGAAUGAGCUCAAGAAGGCUUCUAACCAUCCUUACCUUUUUGAUACUGCUGAAGAUCGUGUUUUGGCGAAGUUUGGGGAUGGAAGAAUGUCUCGCGAGAAUAUUUUGCGAGGCCUUAUAAUGUCUUCAGGAAAAAUGGUACUUUUGGAUCAACUUUUGACCAGGCUAAAGAAAGACGGCCAUCGUGUUCUGAUCUUUUCCCAAAUGGUAAGAAUGCUAGACAUAUUGGGCGACUAUCUGAAUAUCAAAGGUGUCAAUUACCAACGGCUUGAUGGUACUGUUCCAUCUGCUCAAAGACGGAUAUCAAUUGAUCAUUUCAAUUCUCCUGAUUCCAAUGAUUUUGUUUUCUUGCUUUCCACGAGAGCCGGUGGGCUAGGAAUUAACCUGAUGACUGCUGACACGGUGAUCAUUUUCGAUUCAGACUGGAAUCCCCAAGCCGAUUUACAAGCUAUGGCCCGUGCUCAUCGUAUCGGGCAGAAAAAUCAUGUCAUGGUCUACAGAUUUGUGUCGAAAGAUACGGUUGAAGAAGAGGUUUUAGAAAGAGCGCGUAAAAAGAUGAUUCUGGAGUACGCCAUCAUUUCUCUAGGGGUUACUGAUGGUAGCAGUUUUUCUCAAAACAAAAAAGCAGACCCUUCUGCUGGAGAGUUGUCAGAAAUUCUAAAAUUUGGCGCUGGAAAUAUGUUCAAGGCCAACGACAACCAGAAGAAGUUGGAAGACUUAAAUCUAGACGAUGUCCUUAAUCAUGCUGAAGACCAUGUAACAACACCGGAUUUGGGUGAGUCGCAUUUGGGUGGCGAAGAGUUUCUGAGACAGUUUGAGGUCACAGACUACAAAGCAGACGUGGAGUGGGAUGAUAUCAUACCUGAAGAGGAGCUCAAGAAGCUAAAAGACGAAGAGCAAAAGCGGAAGGACGAGGAAUAUGUCCAAGAGCAGCUGCAAUUAAUGAAUAGAAGAAACAAUGCAUUAAACAAAAUAAAAGCAUCUGUCAACGGCAAUGGUGGUAACCAAAACGACAGCGAUGAAGGAACCUCUAGGUCAGAAAAAAGAAGAAUAAAAAGCGAAAGUUUGGACUCUUUUGGCGAAAAAGAAAUUCGUGCACUGUACAAAUGCGUACUAAGAUUUGGUAAUCCAGAGGACAGGUUUGAGGAAUUGAUAGGAGAUGGGUCUCUGCCAAUGAGAACCAUUGACGUUUACUCUAAACUUUACCGUGAAAUGACUGAAAAGGCCAGUAAAGUUUUCAAAGAAGAAGAUGAAACCCGUUCACAAAUGUUUUCCGUCCUCGAGGCCAAUGCGAAAGCAUAUAAAGAGAAGCUGAAAGCAAAUGGCCAGCAGCUCGAUGAGAAAGAUAAAACCACGCCUGUUGCUAAGCUUGCAGCCAAAAGAAAGGAAAAGAAGGCCAUCCUUUUCGAAUUGUAUGACGUCAAAUCAUUGAACGCGGAAACUGUACUGUCAAGACCAGAGGAGAUGCAAUUUUUGUCUUCAUUCCUCCUGAAGAACUAUCCUGAUGAUCCACUGCUGUUCAAAUUUGUUAACAAAAUUCCUAAGCCAGUGACGAACUGGAAUUGUGCUUGGAACAAAGAAGAUGACGAGAAAUUGAUGGUGGGUGUCAACAAAUAUGGAUAUGGUUCUUGGGCCCAAAUAAGAGAUGAUCCUUUCCUAGGCUUGACUGAAAAGAUUUUCCUCAAUGAGCCUCAAGGCGCGAAUUCGAAGGCUGAAUCGGAAGCUGCUAAUGGUCCAGGACAAAAGAAGGGCAAGAAUAACACCACGGCUGGCUCUAAAAAGGUUCCUGGUUCAGUGCAUUUGGGUAGAAGGGUGGAUUACUUGUUUUCAGUGUUACGUGAUGAAAUAAAACCACACACCUCCUCAGGUGCCAACAGUGGGAACUCAACACCCUCAAUGUCACUACAAGGAAAUACAAAAAAACGUGUCAGAAAACCAGCUGGUAGUAAAUCAGGAACCCCAGAUGUUAAGAAGGAGGAAAAUCGCGCCGGAACCACUAAGAGAACCAAGAGAAACGAUGACUCUCAAAAAAGUACCCCAUCUUUGGGUACUGCCGCUAAAAGGCAUCAAUCUGCCAAGGCCGCUGGCGGAGACCGUGGUGCUUCGGUCGCUUCCGAUAAGGAGUACGACAGUAUGGAAGAGGCCGAAUGCAAGCAUACCAUGCAAGCUGUAAAAAAUUCCUUCAGAAGUUUGAGUCGCGGCGGAAAAGGUUUGGAUCGGAAGGAUUGGGCCCGCAUUUUGAAAACAGAGUUGAAGGCUAUUGGAGACCACAUAGAGGCUCAAAAGGGCUCCUCGAAGAAACAUGCAGCCGAAAAGUUUCGCAAACAUCUAUGGGCCUUCAGUGCUCACUACUGGCCUGCUAAGGUAAAGAGUCCGAAACUUUUGGCAAUGUACGAUAAAAUUGUUGCUAAUGAUGGAUCCUGA